Messenger RNA from Branchiostoma belcheri (Belcher's lancelet), 837 nucleotides. RefSeq lists its product as uncharacterized. The transcript has a single exon. Bases 1 to 837 code for a protein of 278 amino acids. NCBI's taxonomy places the organism in Eukaryota, Metazoa, Chordata, Leptocardii, Amphioxiformes, Branchiostomatidae. The record is from RefSeq and is a predicted model, not a curated record. Gene Ontology annotation, molecular function: zinc ion binding; nucleic acid binding.
AUGGCUGAGCACCGUAGUAAGCUUCCACCUUCCUUUGAUGGGGAGUCCGAUUUCCAUUUAUGGUCGCAACAAUUUGACGUGUGGGCCGCAGCCCAGGAAUUGGACGACGCCGCCCAGCUGCGGAGCUUUCCGACUUUCCUUACUGGCCCAGCGUUUGGAUUCUACUCAGAGCUCCCGGUAGCGACGAAGGCUAACCUGACCCUCAUACGACAGGCGAUGGCGGGACCGUUCGGACGUCCUGUAUUUUUGGAAGAGUUUCGGCGAGCGGCCAACGCCCGUCCCCGACAUCCUGGUGAAAGUCUGCCGGUCUACGCUGCCGAGAUUCGAAGGUUGGUACGGCUGGCUUAUCCGACAUAUAACGACGCCGCCCGGGCAGGAGUGGCGCUUGACCGUUUCCUCGCCGGGUUGGACCCUGACCUGAAAUACCGAGUUAUGGGUUUCGGGCCGGCCGACGUCGACGCUGCUGUCCGUCAAGCUACCCUGUGUGAGGAGGUGCGGACAUCUGCCGCCCGGGAUGCACAAGCGUACCCUUCAGCCGCACGAGUGUCCGUCGGGCCGUCGGAUCGUGACCUGGCUACUACUGUCGCCUCCCUGGCGACGCAGCUGGCAGAAGUCGUGGAUCUUCUCAAGAAUCAAGCCGUCAACCGUUCUAGCAACCAACGUUCAAGACCUCCACCAGUGUCCAACAGUUCUCCCGCUGAUCGUCGCCGUGAGCCAUCGUCGACCAGUCAGCAACGACGACGCCGAUCUGUCCCCGCCGACGCGCAAUGCUACAGAUGCCAUGGCUAUGGACAUUUUGAGGCGGCUUGUCCUACCCCUUCGGGAAACGGGCUUUAG